AUGUCCAAAUUAAACUUUACUUUCCUCCUUCCUCUAGUUGUCGCUGUCUGCUUCCUCGCACUGUCCGCUGUCACCUUCGGUGCUGCUAAGCCCGGUCUCUUGGCUGUUCCAGUUCCAUUGGCUUACUCCCCUCCAUUAGCUGCUGGCCCAGUUGCUGCUGCCUAUGGCGCUCCAUUCGCCGCUGCUUACUCUGCCCUCUUCGCCCACACCGCCAAAUAUGCUGUUUACGUCGCUCCCUAUGCCAGCAGCUACUCAUCGCACUCGAUUGCUCACUCCGCCGCUUUCCCUGCCGCCUAUGCCGCCGCACCAGUAGUGGCUGCCUCAGCGCCCGCGGUUGCUGUGCUACGCAAAUAG
Bactrocera oleae (olive fruit fly) is the source of this 354-nucleotide messenger RNA. The record is from RefSeq and is a predicted model, not a curated record. NCBI's taxonomy places the organism in Eukaryota, Metazoa, Arthropoda, Insecta, Diptera, Tephritidae.